UGUGAACACGCUGCUUGGAUAACGCAACAAGGCUUCGCUUGAAAAUAAGAAAAAGAUCUGCAACAGCUGCCACCAUGCUCAAGUGGGCUGUCAACCAGCCGCGUCCUUCCUACCUGGAGGGGGGCAAAGCAGUCCAAGCUGUCCUUGGCAGUGGCAUCGACUACAAUGACUUUCAUGCGGCAGCCCCAAUUCCAAUUCCAACUCCAAUUUCGAUUGGGACUCCUUUCCCCACUCCACAGGCGACUCCUGCAGGAUUAGCGCAGCAGCGCUUCAAGCUGAAGAAGCGCAAUUCUCUGCUGCCUGCUUUGAAUUUGGGCAAGGAGAAUCAGUUGACUUCGACGCCGCUGCCCGCUGCUGCCUCUACAGUCUCCUACUCAGCCUCCGCCUCCUCCUCCUCGUGUCCGCGCACGCCCCUCCUCCGGGAUCUCAGCAACAUCAUGACCCCAGCCACGCCCACACCCACCACAACAGCCGCUCUGCACCGUGCCCGAAGUCAGUUGAAGCCAACAACGGUCUACGCCUCCACGCUGCCUACCUUCGAGGCGGAGUUCUCGCCCAGCUACGGACUCAAUGGGAACAACAACAGCAACAACAUCAUUCCAGGCCCACUGCUGGCGCUGCGUGGAAUGGGCAUCCCGGACAGCUAUUUCGAGAAGCCACGCUACCUGGAACAGAAGCCACUACCACAGCUGCCAGCCAGAACUGUUGGAGCAGCUGUUGCUCCUCCUCCUACUCCUGCUCCUGCUCCUGUUGCUGUUCCUGCUCCUGCUCCUGCUGCUCUCCUUGAGCAGACAACGCUCAGCUCGACUCAAAUGGGCGAUGUCACCUUGGAGCGGAUGAUCGAUGCCAUUCUGGAGAGCACUCGUAAGGCACCCGUGGCCAGUCGACCAGGUGCUGCUCCUUCCCUUCGCAGUUGCCAACGCCUGCGUCAACGCCAGCGUCAACAUCAUCGCCAGGAGCAGCGUCUCAUCUCGACUGCAAGGACGGUCGUCCACUCGCCCACCUAUCGACCCGCCUUCGACCCGGCCAGCGAUCUCUGCGAGUACUGGCAGCCAGAUGGCUACCAGGAGCGAGAAGUGCGCUCUCCGCAGGAACAGGCACAGCCUCCGUCUGGGUCUGGAUCUGGAGGUGGAUGUGGAGUGGGGGGAAAGAGUGGGAAGAGGCGUUCGCUGCAGCUGCAGUUGCGCAGGCAGCGUGUGGUGCGGCGCAAGCGGAAGAUUACCACGAAGAUCUCGUCGAGCGUUAGGCAGUCGGCGCAGAAGCUUCUUGCAGCCGCCUCGCGUUCUGCCCAGAAGCUGCCCCACUCCCGCUCCCGCCACAUAAGCCCUGAUAGCGGACACAACUCCACCAGCGACUGCGACUUUGGGGAGGAGGCUGGCCCAUUUGGCGUUUGCCUCCUGGAGGCGGCAACCAAGCGGCGUCUUAGCUUCUCCUUUCACGAGGACAUCUCUGUGGAGAAGUAAGAUGAGUUCCUGCGCCACAAAAAAAAACAAAAAAAAAACUGGAAUUCAACUUCAAUU
Molecule: messenger RNA, 1520 nt
Organism: Drosophila grimshawi
Lineage: Eukaryota; Metazoa; Arthropoda; Insecta; Diptera; Drosophilidae
Product: serine/threonine-protein kinase CST20
Exons: 2
Coding region: 75-1463 (462 amino acids)
Source: RefSeq, a predicted model, not a curated record